GUCUUCCACAAUGAAGGUUGGUCUACACUGAUGAGAACCGUCCACAGCGUCAUCAAGAGGACACCGAGAAGAUACUGGCUGAGAUCGUCAUGAUAGAUGACUUCAGCAACAAAGUUCAUCUUAAGGAGCGUUUGGAGGAGUACAUCAAGCAAUGGAACGGUCUGGUGAAACUCUUCAGAAAUGACAAGAGGGAAGGUCUCAUCCAGGCCAGAAGUAUUGGAGCCAAGAAGGCCACUAAAGGACAGGUGCUGAUCUACCUGGAUGCCCAUUGUGAGGUUGGAAUCAACUGGUACGCUCCACUCGUUGCUCCUAUUUCCAAAGACAGGUACAGAAAUGGCUUCAUACACACAUUAAUGGUUGCUGUCAAUGAGGCAUUAUUUAUACUGGUUUGCAGAAUGUCGUACAUGUACAGGUGGUUGGAUGUGCCAUGGGGAGAUGGAGAUAUGGAACUAUUUCUGUGUCUUUCGGCUGUGUCUGUCACCUGUCCAGGGUCCUGGGCAGAUCGCUCACCUCUCCAUGAAGCAGCCUCUCAGGGUCGCCUACUUGUUCUGCGGACUCUGCUGGCCCAGGGGCACCACGCUAACAUUGUCACCAUUGACCAGGUCACCCCCCUCCACGAGGCGUGCCUGUCAGGCCACCCUGCCUGUGUCAGGGCAUUAAUACAUGCUGGAGCUAAUGUGAAUGCUACCACCAUCGAUGGCGUCACUCCGCUGUACAACUGUUGUGCAUCCGGUGUUGGCUGCAUGGAACUGUUGCUGCAGAACGGAGCAAAUACUCACAUGCCACACGCACACUUCCCUUCAGCUCUGCAUGAAGCUUGCAAGAGAGGUAAUAGCCACUGUGUGGAGACUCUGUUGUCUCAUGGAGCAGAUCCAGACUAUGAUCAUCCCCUGGGCUCACCUCUUUACGUGAGCUGCUUGCACCAGCAAACCGCCUGUUCCCGAGUUCUGUUACACAGAGGAGCGAGGGUUAACGUGGGCCGAGGCGGUGACAGUCCUCUCCAUGCGGCUGUUAGACUGGACAGUGCUGAUCAGGUCUUAGUAUUAUUGGACUAUGGAGCUGAUUUCAACCUCAGAGAUGGCAACAACCAGCGACCUGUUGAUGUAGCACCCUCUGGUGGAAAGACACAACAACUGCUCCUUGCAUAUGAAGUUUGUCCGAGGAGCCUCUGUCAGUUGUGUCGUUUCCAGAUUAGGAAUCUGAUUGGUCGGACUCGGCUGAAGCUCCUUCCCCUCCUCCCUCUCCCUUCUUUGCUUACCCAGUAUCUGGAGCACACGUAGGACGACGUGCCACCAGCAUGAAAACGAAACGCUCCUAUGUUACUCACAGUUUCUUUAAAAGACAAAUGUGCUGUUUUUGAGGUUUUGAUGGAAUGACCGACCGAUUUGCAUUGGUUUACACGUUGGUGACAUUUGUGCAUUUGGGGUAUCUGCUAAAUCUGCAAUAUGGAGCAGAUGUAGAUCAAACUUAGUGUAUUCAUUGAGAGUGCCAGUUUAUGAGUUAUUGAGGCACUUUUCUUUUUUUUUGGUGUACAAAAUGUACACCAAAUGGGCUUUUCAAUA
Molecule: messenger RNA, 1562 nt
Organism: Thalassophryne amazonica
Lineage: Eukaryota; Metazoa; Chordata; Actinopteri; Batrachoidiformes; Batrachoididae
Product: ankyrin repeat and SOCS box protein 5-like
Biological process (GO): positive regulation of protein catabolic process; intracellular signal transduction; protein ubiquitination
Molecular function (GO): protein binding
Source: RefSeq, a predicted model, not a curated record